AGGAAGUGCAAAGAGUCAGCUCCCCGCUGGCACUGUGUGUAGGCCGGUGCUGCUCCGAGCCUCAUUUCUCCCUCAGGCGGCGGGGCUGUGACCGCCAGCAGGAGCUCUGUCAGCCUUCGCCCGGGAGCUCAGUCCCAGCUCGGUGCGGCUCUCCUUGCUGCCGUGCCUUUGCCGCAGCCACUCCUCGUGGGAAAGGCAAGAACAAGCUGGGCCCUGUUCUAAAUCGGGAUGUAAUUAUAAGGGAGCCAUACGUCUGGCAGUGCCUGUGGCUUUCUCUGGCCUAGGACGUUCCUGCCAGUGGGCUACAUCCCAGAUAACAUUUGUUUUGCAACUAAAUGUGCAAUGAGAAAAUGGAAAGCUAAAUUCAGCUAUCCUCCCGACUGUCAUACAGUCCAGCAAGCAGGCUGUAGGUGCGUGCGUGAAAAAUGCUGAUAAAAUAUUUUGUUGUUAGGACUUUUAGAAUUACCUCCAUCCUGGCUCUGUGUAUAUGUAUUCCUCUUACAUUUGGGAAAAAAAAUGCAAAUAGUACAGCAGAAUCUUAUGCUUCCCUUCACUUCCCAUCUUCCUAUGCUUCCCCUCUCUCCUGCUUUCUUCCCACAGAAAUUUUAAGUAGUGCUUCCUUGGGACAUCAGGGGUCCAAGAAAAUUAAGCAAGACAUAUACUUUUAUGAUCUGAUUCACUACUGCAUGCUGGUCCUUAGACAAGAUUGCUCUCGGCUGCACGGAGGCUGGGCUACUGCUGCCCAGCUUGCAGAGAUAAUAAGUCAUUGUUGUGUAGGACUAGAGGUGAAAGAGGAUCCUGAGGAAUUUUACAAGAAAUUUCUUCCUUCAGCUGUAGACAACCUGCUGUUUUUGGGAAGACGCCUCCAAGUGCGAUUUAUCCGAGCAAUCAAGGAUGAAGAAAAACAAGAUUUUUUACGCUAUUUCCAAACAGUAACUGAUGCCAUCUGCUGGCUGUUUGGUGGGCACAUUCAGCUAACAGAGUGUGUGCUGCAAAAUGAUCACUUCCUGCAGCUGCUAAUAACAGACAACGUUGAAACAGCAGUUAUAAUGAUGUCGGUUUUACACAGCAUUUUGGGGGUCAAUAGUUCUGUCUUGCUUCAGGUUGAUGAAGAGAUCCUGCACUCUGUAUUGGAUGAACUUGUUUAUAAGCUUUCAUCUUCCACCAAUCCUGUCAUAGGAAACGCUGCUACGAAACUGCUGUUGCUGAUGGGAAAAUGUUGCAAGCAGCUCCUGAAGUUACUGGCAACUCACUACAAAGGAUUAAAUGUGCUUUUAAGUAAACAGUGGACUGGCAAAGGAUUUGACAGGGAUCUCAGUCAACUUUUGGACUUGCUAUGCUUGGAAAAAUCCAAUGGAAAAGGGGAAAUGCAGAGACAGCAUCAAGCAGCUUGUAUAAUACAGGCAACAUGGAAGGGGUUUCAGACAAGAAGAAGGCUGAAAAAGCUGCCUCAAGCAGUGACAACUUUGCAGAGAAACUUCAGAGCUAAACGAGAACAGGAGCUUCAGCAUUUGAAAAAACAGAAGGAAGAUGAGGCCCUAAAGCUGCAAAUGCAACUUCAGAGACAGAGGGCCAUGAGACUCUUCCAUGAAAGACAGCUGGCCUUACUGGAAAUAAUCCAUCCCAGUCAGAUGAAUAAAUACAUGCAGGAAAUGGAGGUGAAAUCAGCAUUAACUAUCCAGAGAUUUUGGCGAGGGUAUAGAGCAAGAAGAAAUUUUCAUCAACAGAAACAAUCUCUUAAGGAGUAUAAAGCAGCUGUCAUCAUUCAGAGAGCAGCUUGUAAGUUCUUGGAAAAGCAAAGAAGAAAGAGAGCUCUCUCUCCCUGGAAAGAUCCCAAAGGACUGACUGAUGAGCAGAGACUAGCUCUACAGCAGAAGGUGGAUGACUACAUCAAAUUGCAUCCGGCUUCCCAAAUGUCAGAAGAAAUGAGUAAAGAAUUACAUAUGCAGGCCCAGGAAAAGCUGGCACAGUUCCUGCUGAGAAGCAGGCUGGAUCAGAGAGCAGCACAGCGGAGAGAGACGUUACUGGCUCAGGUCAACACUGAUGUGGAGCUGCUGAUGAAUGCUCCGCAGUUAGCAGAGACCACAGAAAAAGAUCUUGCUGUCUUUAUGAGUCGAUCAGUCCCUGUAGCUACCAAGGCCAAAGAGUCCCACAAUGCUAUGCUGAAAUACGCUCGCUGGCCAUGGUGGAAGAAGCUUGGAGAUGAGUUUGAGGAGGAUGAUGUCAUUCCUGAUGACACCCUGGAUGCAGAACUUGGAAGUCUAUUUAUUGGUGGAAGGAAAUCCUUAUAGCUAUUGGUGGAAGCUAAUCCAUUUACAGGCAGAAGAAUCUGUUACUCAUUCAGCCGGACUCAUACCUUGCACUAUGCAUUCACUUGUAUGUGUUUUUAAGGAAGCAAAACACUUGAAUUCUAAGACAAAGCACUGAAAAAGAACAUGGUUUUCUUUUACUUACCUUAUUGAGAAUCUUUCUGUGCAUCAGCAGUAAAAUCCUAUUGACUGUGCUAAUACAGAAAGGAUUUAAAUACUGUAGUUGCUAAUAAGGAUAUUUUGUAACUGUUACAAAUAGGAUUUAAAUAAUUCAGUUGUAAAUAUGGAUAUUUUGUAACUUACUUUUAGUAACUUUGAUGGUAUAUAACUUUGGGGUUUUCGCUUAUUAUUUGCAUCCAGGUGCAUAAAGAAUUACUCCAUUGUAAAAGCCUGGGCUGAUGUGCUUUGAGGUGAAGAUGGAUUCAGAACAAAUCAAGACAUCAGUAAGAACUCAGGCAAGCAGGCGGCAGGCUGGGUGUUUCCUGCAGGGUAGAACAGCCAACACCGGUCAGCACAGGCAAAGCUUUGUCUGAGGAACCUCCACUUCUUGCGUAGAAACAAGUGAAAAUCAAGAAGAUGAAAGAUUUUGUUAGACUGUAUAUGGUUUCCUUUAAAAGCACGCAGUUUCUUGCACAGCCAGUGCACUGCAUUGUAACAUGGUCGCAGUCCAAACUGUUAAAUGGGAUCAAUAGUGUCAGCGUGGCCAUCUGCACCACAGCUUCAUCUUCUUCAACCAUGCAGAUAUCAUUUAAUCCAGAAAGGUCUCCAGCACAAUCGCUGUGACCUGGUCCCAUGGUGAAAACCUAUAGCCAAGGGCCAGAGGCCACUGCUGAUCAAUCUGCAUAGAAAGAAAGGAGAGCACAAGACUGCAGUAGGUGCCUGCACUACUAAUAAAGUAUUUAUUAGGUGAGAGACCCAGAAAGUCUUAACACUGCAGAGGAAGAAAAAGCACAGUGGUUUCUGCCAAUUGUGUAUGGGCAGCAAUAUUGCUUCGGCAUGUUUGCUUUCCAUCUUCUCUAGAAGGUUUUGAGUUUUAAUUUCAGUGAUGAAUGGAAAACAAAUAAAUAGAAAUAGUAGGCAGAAGUCCAAGGCCGUUCAGAUGCAGCUGAUACGUUAAAAUUAAUAACUGGGCAGCUGCCAGGAGGAAGAGCUGUGCUCUGGGUUAAUUUUUUUAGCAGGCACUGUGAUUUGGAAGGCACUGAAUUGGCUCUCAGCUCCCUUCUUGGAGAGCUAACUGGUGGAAAAAUCCAUUAUUUGCCAGGGCACUCACAUGUGACUGUUGAAUUACAUGUUCUGCACAGCCCUGCUAUUAGUUUUAGACCAUGCUCAUCAGAAACCAGGUGCCUUACGAACACCAGAGCUGGAGGAGCUGGGGAUGAAAUCUUCCCCAGCUGCUACCAAGCAGUAGUCCUGGAAAACGCCCAGUUUCCCCUGCUGAACUGCAGCAAACCACCUGUUCCCUCGCAAAUACACUGCCUCUGUCCUCUGUACAUGUCAUUGUACCCUCUGCUGUAUAGCUGCUGACCCAAACUAUUUUGAGACAGCAGCCUCUGCUGUUAUGUUUAUUCCUAAUCACCCUCAUUAUAACAGCUCUUUAGCACAGGGUGAUGUGCACAGAGUUGCUUUGCCUAAUAUAUUUUAUGUAAAGAGAUGAGGCCCCCUGGCCAGUGUUAAAUACCAAGUGAAUUAUAGAACAUCUCACCAAAAAGCCAUUUAUUGUAAUGUUAAUGACCUCUGCCACUCACUGCCAUGGGAGUGAGUAAUGAACUCCCCCUUUGGAAUAUACAAUUUGCUGGAUAAUGGCUUUUUUUUAAUUUAAGUGAAUGGAGAGCUGGGUGGGAGGUGCAGCCUUGCUGGAGGAAUUCAAGUUGUGGGGUUAUUUAUUACCAGCCCAGCAGUGCAAAUUCCCCUGCCCUAAUAACUAAGAAUGCCUCUUCUUACUUUGUUCAUCUCAAUAUCUCCAUUUUACAGACUGAGUGAACCAAGGCAGCAAAGCAGUGAGGAAGUGCAGCCGUGUCCAAGCAGCAGACCCAGGGCUGCUGGCCCCUCUGCAGUGCCCUUUCUGACUGGGUGCUGUCCCUCCCACCACUGCGGGACUCAGAGCUGCCCAGGCUCUGCCUUGCACUCCAUACUGCCCAUUGUUUGCUCCCACUGCCAUCUCCCAGGCAUGCCCAGAGAGCCGAGAUUGCCCAGAGGCAUAAAUGUAGCCCAGGUGGGCUGACCUAGUGGGGAAUGGGGCUUAACUUGGCUGUGGCUCUUUAGGCAUGAAGCACACCUACCCAGGCAGCCUGAUGGCAAAGCCUAGCUUGCAGCAGGGGUGCCCUCCUCGACUUGGGGGUGGCACAUGGUGGGGCAGGGACAGAGCUGGAGCUGUGAAGGCAGCAGUGCUUAGGUCAUUAAAUAUUGAUGCAGGCUAACCUGGCCUGUGGGGGUGAUUUAGCUGAAUUGCAGUUUUCUGUUGCUGUGAUAAAUCGGACCAAUUUGU
Messenger RNA from Numida meleagris (helmeted guineafowl), 4794 nucleotides. RefSeq names its product IQ motif containing B1 (gene IQCB1). The transcript has 12 exons. Gene Ontology annotation, biological process: cilium assembly. The record is from RefSeq and is a predicted model, not a curated record. Lineage: Eukaryota; Metazoa; Chordata; Aves; Galliformes; Numididae. Gene Ontology annotation, cellular component: cilium. Gene Ontology annotation, molecular function: calmodulin binding. Bases 426 to 2291 code for a protein of 621 amino acids.